This is a messenger RNA of Botrytis porri, 4404 nucleotides long. RefSeq lists its product as uncharacterized. The coding region runs from base 1 to 4404 and encodes 1467 amino acids. The transcript has 5 exons. The record is from RefSeq and is a predicted model, not a curated record. Gene Ontology annotation, molecular function: ATP binding; ATP-dependent chromatin remodeler activity. NCBI's taxonomy places the organism in Eukaryota, Fungi, Ascomycota, Leotiomycetes, Helotiales, Sclerotiniaceae.
AUGGCUCCUCCCACUCCCAUCAGUGAUGAUCCUCUCAAGAUCAAGAGAUAUUUUGGAAUGAAGAGUAUCUGGAGUAACGUGAAGAAAGGCUCAGCCAGACAGAGUCCAAAUCCAGAAAUUUGGUCGACCCAACAAAUCGAUUCGGAUUCAAGUUUUGCGGCACUAUUACCUCCAUCCCGAGACUCAAUACAAGGUUCCAAAAAUUCGUGUCUCUCUGAUCUCACCAACUAUAUCCCUGCAGGAUCGAUUCGAAUACACAAGCAGGAGUGUUCACUCUUGACGGAAGAAGCCUUUAGGUGUCGAAGUUGGCAUGCUUUUUAUCUUCCUUCCGAUAUCACCAACUUCCAACAAAGUAUCUUGUAUCUACCAAAUACUAUACAAGGUCAACUGCUCCGUUCCGCUGCCCUUGCUGGCUACACUGGAAUACAUAAUGCGGGUUGGAUCAGAAUGGAGUUCAAGGCGAAGGAUAAUAACAGUGGUCAAGUAAGGGUGUAUAUCUUACCAGAUGAUAUUGGAAAUACUGCGUUAGAUCGUUCGAUGAAGCAACUUCGUAAGGGUAUGCAGGCCUUACUAGACAAGUUGGAUGUUUCGAAUGCGGCUUGGCAAGGAACAUGGUCAGAUGACACACCAAUUCAGCACAUCGACUCUGAGUUGGAUGAGAACAAAUCUGCAAAUACCAUCUCGCUAUUUGACAUGUUCAAUAAUUUACCAUCUCCAAAGCCGGACCCGGGUGUUAUUGUUGGAGAUGAUUAUGUACGAGAUGCGAUGCGAUCUCUUCUUGCAGGUAAUGUACAGGGGCUUAAUCCAAAUACACAAAUGCAUCCCUACCAAUGUCAAACGGCUGCUAUGAUGCUGCAGCGGGAAACACAGCCAGGACACAUCAUGGAUCCACGACUUCGAAAACUUCAAGAUCAACAUGGUCAGAGCUUUUACUGUGAUUUGAGUGCGAACAUGAGCACUCCAUUGACUCUAUUCCCACGCGAAAAAAACACGGGUUCUCUUCUCGAUAUGUGCGCUUCGACCGUCGGUAGACUUGGAAUUCCGUGGGAGAUAAUCCUUGGAAAAAUGGAGUCCGAAGGAGAACUCGGAUUCAGCCAAAUGCAUGCCGCAUUAAAUAGAGAAAUUGGCUACUAUUGGUAUGAGCCUGACCCACCAGCUCGCGAGACCCGUCGUCCAAUAAGCCUAAGUAAGAAGAAGAUUUGGCUCGCAAAGUCUACACUUGUAGUUGUUCCACCCAAUUUGGUACAUCAAUGGAUACAAGAGAUCGAGAAGCAUACCACCAGCUUGAGUUACUUGGUUAUAGAUGAUGUGAGAAUCCGAGUACCUGCCGCGCAUGAGUUGGUAAAGUACGACAUUAUUUUAUUCAGCAGAAGCAGAUUUGAAAGAGAGGCUACAGAAGAGACUUUGACGUCCCCACAGAGCACCAAUACUUGCGAGCACUGUUUUGGAAACCCAGAAGCUUCAAACUGCCCUUGCGAGAUAUACUCAAGAAAUACACCAGCAGAUACCUUCAAAUAUCGUUCUCCACUUCGAGAUCUCCAUUUCAAGCGCCUGAUCACCGAUGAAGGACAUGGUUUCGGGAAUGUAAAGAAAAGCGGACAGUCAAAUGCGAUAAUUAUGAUUGACUUCUUGCAUAUUGAUGCACGUUGGAUUAUUUCUGGAACUCCGACGAACGGCCUUCAUGGAAAAGACGUUGAAUUUUCGAGAACUUAUGAGCUCAGAGAUUAUCACACGAUGUCCAUGGGCCUAGAAAGCGCCAAGAUGCCCCUUGGAAAAAGCUACACCGACUCAAAAGUAGUGGCUGCCGAGCAAGAGACUAAGGACCUCGAAAAGCUUGGAAAUAUACUGAAGUCGUAUCUUAAAGCUCAACCAUGGGCAAACACGGCCGUGGUGGGUGAUCAAGCAUCGUGGCUAGACCUAGUCAUCAAGCCACGAUUUAAUCGACAGAUCCAUGGCGACCCAGGAAUUCUUAAGUUUACUUUAGAAAGUAUGAUCAUCCGACAUACAGAAAGAGACAUCACGAGUCAACUUAGACUUCCCAAAUUAAACAAGAAAAUUGUUUCCCUCGAAGGAUGUUUUCAGGAUAAGUUGUCGUUGAAUAUAUUUUCGAUGAUGAUUACAAUAAAUGCUGUGACCUCGGAAAGAGAAGGUGUAGACUAUCUCUUUCAUCCAAAAAACAGGAGAGCGCUUCUGACUUUGUUCUCAAACUUACGAGAGGCUUCUUUCACUUGGUCAGGUUACACCACGGCAAUGAUUGAGAACUCGCUUCAAACCGGCGAAAAGUUCCUUACAAAAGAUGACAUCAAUCCCGAAGACAGAAAGCUUCUACAGGAAGCAAUUCGAGUUGGAAAGCUGGCCCUUUCGAAUGGUAUAUUCACAGCCGUCAGUCAACUACAUGAAAUGGCCAUGUAUGUACAGAAUCCUCUACAGGAAGAGAUUAGGCGUGCAUGGGCACUCGACUACCAUGAUGGAAAUCCAACAUUGAUGGGCGCUAGUAUGAUAUGUGCUGCAAAAGAGGCGUUUCGUACAUAUCGUCGUGGUGACCUCAACGAUCCUUCCGAUUCUGACUUCGAUACAGCUAAACUCAUCAAUCUUGGAGAGAAUUUGAUGCGCAGAUUUGCAGUGAACGCUGAUGUAGACCCUGUCAAAUUCAAAUCAACACAAGCAGGCUUUACAGAUCACAGACCAAAUGCAAUCCCCGAUUUCUCAACUUCAGUGAAGAGAUCCAUGUGGAAAAGCUCUACUAUCACAUCCACCGCUUCAUCUAAACUCUCAUACCUCAUGGACCAGAUCUUUCUUUAUCACAAAAAAGAGAAGAUUGUUGUGUUUUAUGAGGCCGAAAACGUGGGAUAUUACAUUGCGCAGGCGUUGAAAUGUGUAAACAUCGAGCGUUUGCUUUAUACCAGGAGAGAUUCAACCUCUGAGCGUUUAAAAUGUGUUGCAAAGUUCAAAUCCGUCGCUGGUUACCGUGUCAUGCUCAUGGAUGUUAAUCAAGCCGCCUUUGGUUUGGAUAUGAGUGUAGCAUCAAGAAUAUACUUCGUUAAUCCGGUAUUUUCACCACAAGUUGAGGCACAAGCUAUCAAGAGAUCACACCGCAUCGGUCAGCUCCGCCCUGUAUAUGUUGAGACUUUGGUUCAGAAAGGCAGCGUUGAGGAGGUGAUCUUGACAAGACGAAGCACACUAAACGGACAAGAGCACACGCAGUUGAAGAAUAUCCUCGAUGACCAAACAAUAUAUGACUGGAUCAAGGAUAUUCAAUUCUACCCUAUUGCGAGUGGUAGAUUACCAGGUCCAGAACAAUUUGCUCCCCUUCUUUACCCGCAGCACGCGUUUGAAAAGUCUGACAUUCUUCUGAAUGAUACGAAUAAGAAUAUGGUUCGUACGACGGAGUCAAGAACUAUUGACCCCCCUCCAUCUCAAUUGACCGAGAGCAGACACUCAGCUUCAGGUCGUGGUACUACCCGUAACGUGGCUCAAUUAGGCAAUUUAAGCCAAAUCUUAGGGACUGAGAUUUCAAACCUCAUUCUUGCAACUUAUAAGAGAGGACUUCAAGAGCGAAUUCAUGAACAAGAAAUAGGACUAAGUCGCUGGCUUGAUGGUUUAAUGGUUUCGCAUCGAAUGAUCAGUGGUACUGCUAGUGGUACAGAGCCCAGACAAACUAUUCUUGAAGAUGAAGGAGCAGAAGAAAAUAUUCAUAAGAACGAAGAAGAUCAUCUAGAAUCUCUCUCCACAAAUUCCAUGAAAGAAAGAUCCAGAAGAAAAAGCCGGCACGAUAAGUUGAUGAUGCGAUCGAUGCGAUCGAAAGUCUUGAGAGAAUUGGCUGAGACAAAAUCAGAAAAGGAUGACAAAGAGGAGUCCGAUGACGACGGAGAAGAGCAAGGCGAAGAGCGUGGGUCCAUGCAGGGAAACGAGGCGAGCUCCAUGUCAAACCAUCCGCGAAGACAUGAAAACCAGAGCCAUAGCUCUGCUCAAACGCUCACCUUGGAGGACAGAAUAAAAGAAAUGAUAGGAGAAACAGCUGUGAUUCAACGUAGUGCUAGUGGGUCAUCUCCUAGUCUGUUUAGUGCUAGUAUAUUCGGUGCUGGCGAAGCAUCUGCUGGUCGGCCCAUUCCUAGGAUAUUUGGCUCUGAUAGAUCAUCUGCUGGUCAGCCCAUUCCUAGGAUAUCCGGUGCUGGUGGGCCAUCUACUCGUGCACCACUGAAUACCUUGAUGACGGCUAGUGAACCCCGACUUGAGGAAGUGGAAGAGGAUAUAGCAGAACUCUUUGCAAAUGAAGAAGAUGCGAGCAUGGAGGACGCAGGGGUUACAGAUGGUGCGGAAGAUGCGGAAGAUGCGGCAGAUGUGGCAGAUGCGGUCACAGGUGCGGAGUUUGAUGCUUCCUACGGAAACUUGUAUGACGCAUGA